GUGGCCAAGAGAGACACGCGCGUUGCGUGCAGGGAAGAUGGCGGCGGUUGGCCGCGCAUGCGCACAUUGAAAAUCGCGAGGCUCGCUGAGAUUUCCGAUCAUGCGUCGAAAGCGUGAGGACGCCUGAAUAAAAAAGCUUUCCUUUCCAAACCACCGAUCAAGACAACCAUGAAGAUUUUCUGCGGAAGAGCCAACCCAACCACUGGAGCAGUGGAGUGGCUGGAGGAGGAUGAAAACUACGACUACCACCAAGAGAUUGCAAGGUCAUGCUAUGCGGACAUGCUGAACGACAAAGACCGAAAUACAAAGUAUUUCCAGGGUAUCCGUGCCGCAGUGGGCAGAGUCAAAGAAAGAGGAGAGAGAGUGAUUGUCCUGGAUAUUGGCACUGGCACAGGGCUUUUGUCUAUGAUGGCAGUGACGGCAGGGGCUGAUUUCUGCUAUGCCGUUGAGGUCUUCAAGCCUAUGGCGGAAACUGCUGUGAAGAUAGUGGGGAAAAACGGUUUUAGCAACAAAAUCAAGAUAAUCAACAAACACUCAACUGAAGUCACAGUGGGCCCAGAUGGAGACAUGCAGUCUCGUGCAAACAUCCUGAUAACAGAGCUGUUUGAUACCGAAUUGAUUGGAGAAGGGGCAUUGCCUUCUUAUGAGCAUGCCCACAGGCACCUUGUGGAGGAGGGAUGUGAGGCAGUGCCUCACAGGGCAACAGUUUAUGCCCAGUUAGUGGAAUCCAAAAGAAUGUGGUCCUGGAACAAGCUAUUUCCCAUUCAUGUCCAAGCAGAAGAUGGCAACAAGAUGAUUGUCUCCCCACCAGAAAUGGAGAACUGUCCUGGAGCACCUUCUGUCUAUGAUAUUCAACUGAAUCAGGUGCCGUUGUGUGACUUUGUGGCUCUCAGUGAAGGGGUCACAAUGUUCAGUGUAGAUUUUAGUAAACAAGUAAGCAGAGCCCCUUCUUACCACACAGUGGAAGUAGUGCCCAUGAAGUCUGGCAAAGCCCAAGUGGUCCUCUCCUGGUGGGAUAUUGACAUGGACCCUGCUGGUUCAAUAAAAUGUACAAUGGCCCCUUACUGGACACGGUCUGCCUCUGAAGAUAUCCCGUGGAGAGAUCACUGGAUGCAGUGUGUGUAUUUUCUUCCAAAUGAAGAACCUGUUGUCCAAGGCCAGAGUGUGAACCUGACUGCCUUUCAUGAUGAUUACUCUGUGUGGUAUAAGCUUCAGAAAGGCAGAACAGAAGAAGACAACACUGCUGUCAAUGUUGAGAGUCCUGUGUGUAGGUGUCAGGCCCACCUUCUGUGGAACCGGCCACGGUUUGGAGAACUAAAUGAUCAGAACCGAACAGCCCAGUAUAUACAAGCACUGCAGACAGUUAUGAAGCCGAACAGUAUUUGCCUCAGCGUCAGUGACGGCAGCCUCCUUCCUGUGUUGGCUCACCAUCUGGGUGCAGAAGAGGUGUUCAUGUUGGAGACCUCCUCAGUUUCUCAUUCACUCAUGCAAAAAAUUUUUAAGGCCAACCACCUAGAAAAUAAAAUUAAAAUAAUAGAGAAGAACCCUGAAUUGUUGAUCUCUUCUGAUCUGGGAGACAAAAAGGUAUCUCUUUUAAUUGGCGAACCCUUUUUCUCUACAAGUUUGCUGCCAUGGCACAAUUUAUAUUUCUGGUAUGCCCGGACAGCACUGGCACACCACCUCACAAGUGAUAUCAAGGUCCUGCCCCAAUCUGCAUCCCUUCACCUGAUGGUUGUAGAGUUCAAGGACUUGUGGCGUAUCCGCAGUCCGUGUGGCAUUUGUGAAGGGUUUGAUGUGCGCAUUAUGGAUGAGAUGAUAAAGAAUUCUUUAGACUUCAGGGAAUCAAGGGAAGCUGAGCCUCAUCCUUUGUGGGAGUACCCUUGCAAAUCCCUAUCUGAUCCAGUGGAAGUCUUCACAUUUGAUUUCCAACAAACCGUACCAGAGCACAAUAUCAGGAAAGAAGGCCUCAUAAACCUGGCAAGGACUGGGAAGAGCCAUGGAGCUGUUCUGUGGAUGGAAUAUCAGCUGGUACCCAGCCUCAUCAUUAGCACAGGACUUGUACAGGUUUCAGAUGAAAAGGGCUAUUGUCGGUGGACUCCCCACUGCAAACAGGCUGUGUACUUCUUCAGAUCAGUUACUGAGCCAGAAUCUCUAAUCAAUAACCCUUCUACAGUUGCGUACGCUGUAAGCUUCAACCCAAAGAAGGGAGAGGUUGGCAUGGAUUUUCAGCUCUUAAAUUAAUGCAGCAUCCUUCCAAAGAAAAAUCUUUUCCCUUUCUUGUGGCUAGAUCAUAAUAAAUAUAAUUGAUAGA
Messenger RNA from Sceloporus undulatus (fence lizard), 2311 nucleotides. RefSeq names its product protein arginine methyltransferase 7 (gene PRMT7). Gene Ontology annotation, biological process: peptidyl-arginine methylation. The coding region runs from base 169 to 2241 and encodes 690 amino acids. The record is from RefSeq and is a predicted model, not a curated record. Gene Ontology annotation, molecular function: protein-arginine omega-N monomethyltransferase activity. Lineage: Eukaryota; Metazoa; Chordata; Lepidosauria; Squamata; Phrynosomatidae. The transcript is spliced from 18 exons.